Dicrocoelium dendriticum is the source of this 606-nucleotide messenger RNA. The record is from the annotation of a GenBank genome assembly. Lineage: Eukaryota; Metazoa; Platyhelminthes; Trematoda; Plagiorchiida; Dicrocoeliidae.
AUGCUACCGACGACUGACCUACUUCAGCAUAACCUCUACCUCCUGUCCAGGUGGUCUGCAAAUAACCGUCUGACGGUCAACCGGGUCAAAUCGUUGUAUCUGAGGUUGGGGAAGGGUGUUGAUGGGCGUACAUACACACUAGCCGGUAAACCGCUGCAUCCCACACCUACGAAGAAUCUCGGCGUAAUCUCACACUGCGAUUUGAAGUCCGUAAACAACAUGAGCAAGCUAUAUGGAAACGGACUGCGCAUGCUUUGGGCGCUCAAACGUAGCUUCUGUAUUUGGCCUGAAGAGAUUGCCACUCGCCUCUGCCAUCAUAAGCCAGGUGGUCGAGUACAGAUCACCCGUCUAUUGUCCGAUCACAUGUGGCGAGGUGCAAUGACUGGAACGUGUUCAGCAUGUGGCCACCAGGCUCAUCCCCAGUUUGCCAGGUGUGCCGUACGAAGACCGAUGGAAACGACCAGGGCUGUACACCCUGUCGGAUUGUUGGUUUAUAGUUGGCCUCAUUAUCACUCAUCGGGUAUUGUAUCUGAAUCACUUCCCCAUGCUGAGGCCACUACUUUUCCUUGCGUACCAAACAGCACUCGCGGGCACUGCUACAAGCUA